CAUACACAUUCAACAUCACUACACUCUGAACAUCCCAGACAACCAUGUCGUAUAUUGUAUAAUACACUUCCAGUAACUUUAGUAAUCGGGCUCUAGUGCAGAUCGAGCUGGCUUUCAUAUUCUCCCCUGAUUCUGAUAGUCUUCGAAGCAAUAGGACUGAAUUCUUCCCAAUGAGCGCUUGGUAAAUUACUGGUAGGAAUUGGCCACUAAGUAUAUAAUACGUGGUAUAUGUCGCGCGAUACUUGCGUGAUUACCUCUCUUUUCCAGGACUUUUUAUACAUUGCAGUUAUGUUUAUCCUAGCAAGCUCAGACCAGGAUUCACACUAGGUACCUAUUAUAGGUGUUUUUACCCCUGGCUUUACCGCUUUACCGUACCCCACGAACUUCGAAUCUCUAACCUAGCAACAAACAAAACAUUCAACUACAAAUAUCGACAUUCAUAUUAACAACGCCCCUACGAUAUAGGAUUAUCUUAUCAUGGAAAAUACAGAAACCAUGGAUGCCAUGGAUACCUCGUCGUUAUCAUCUGCCCCUCCAUCUUCCCCUCCCCAGCUUCCUCAAGACCAUCCGUUACAUGACGAAAGCACAGCCGUACCGCCUCCCACGUCUGAGUUAUCCGAGUUGUCUGACCUUCCCGACACUAUACCAGAUGUUUCUGACUCCGAAGAAGAGGAUGACCUUGAGAGCGACCUUACACAAACCUGUGACCCGAGGUCAGAAAGGGUCGCGGCUGAUACGCUGAGCUUUUGGCGGAGAAAGCGGAGCCGUGAGCGUACCUUCAAACGCUUUAUGGAAGGAUGGCUUUUAGGAAAGACAGCAGAUAAUAAGGCCUCAGGGGCAAGGCUACGUGAAAUGGUUCGAGCAUUUAAAGACCCAAAAAUCCGAGAGCGCUUAGGGACGGUUGGUAUCCGAAUACAGUUCGUAGGUGAAGAGGAUAAAGAAGAGGAUAAAGGAGGGGAUAAAGAUAUUGUUCCCGACCUCCGCGACGAGCUUUCUGCUUUGGUACUUCAACCCGCCUUUAGUAAACUCGAGCCCAAGUCAUCCAAUAAGCCAGGUGAUACGCCCUGUGCCGUCAAAGAUAUCUACAACGCAGACUGGAUUAAUAGCGCUAUCCAGUCCUCCUGGACUGAAAUACAAGCCACGUCACCUAAGCUUAGUGCGUUUUUAACAACUAUCCUCUCCAAUCAACGAGCCGGCCAGAAGUCGUAUCAUGAUGCCAAAAUCGACACUACUUUCUCAAACGAGGCUAGGGCAUAUUUAAUCGUUACGUUGUUCUUAGGCGCCUAUGCGCCUAAACAGUCUAAUUUCUUACCUUUAUCUAUGGGCAUAUAUCUUCAUAGCAAUAAGGUGCCACGCCGAGUAAUAGAUACGUUGGCUCGGUUCGGUAUAUGCUCUGGGUAUAAGAGUAUUAUGAGGCAGCUAGGUCAGAAGCCAGAGAUCUCUGGUGACGCUAACAAUGUGUCCGCCGCUGGCUCCGGCAUCGGGGAGCACCAACCAGUCGAUCUCUAGUAGUGGUCGCACCUCCUUUAUAAGGUUCCGGCUAUUAGGAUUCUAGAGGGGAUAGAUAUUUGGAAGAAGAAGGGGUACCCUCAGUACCUAUGUAUAGUAACUAGCCCAUCAUUGUAUUUACUAUAGUAGACAUUUCCAUAAGGGAAAUUUUCGAUAGACGGGUCUACAGCAUAUUCUCGCUAGAGGACGGUAAACUCACUCUGGCUUGUAGAUUGGGACGUGGAGCUUGCGUCUAUUAGUCUUAAGUAGAAUAACAAGAUCUUUAUCGAGGUUAAAAUAAA
Molecule: messenger RNA, 1790 nt
Organism: Daldinia loculata
Lineage: Eukaryota; Fungi; Ascomycota; Sordariomycetes; Xylariales; Hypoxylaceae
Exons: 1
Coding region: 478-1509 (343 amino acids)
Source: RefSeq, a predicted model, not a curated record